This is a messenger RNA of Anguilla anguilla (European eel), 3541 nucleotides long. Its product is annotated as ectonucleotide pyrophosphatase/phosphodiesterase family member 3. The transcript has 25 exons. The coding region runs from base 146 to 2740 and encodes 864 amino acids. Gene Ontology annotation, molecular function: nucleic acid binding; metal ion binding; nucleoside triphosphate diphosphatase activity. Gene Ontology annotation, biological process: nucleoside triphosphate catabolic process. Lineage: Eukaryota; Metazoa; Chordata; Actinopteri; Anguilliformes; Anguillidae. The record is from RefSeq and is a predicted model, not a curated record.
UUGAGUUACUUGUUCUUGGAAUUGUUGCAUGUCGCAGGUAACUUUUUCAGCUGUUAAAAUUUGACUGUUUAGUUCAUUGAACUUCCAGCUUCCUGUUUUUGACAUUUUGCCAAGAAGCUGACAGCGGCAUUCAACAAACAAGAAUAUGGGGAUUGGAAAAAAUAUCUCACCAAGGAAGAAAUUGAUUAUCAUUGGGCUGCUUGCAGUCUGCAUUGUGACCAUUAUCCUUGGACUGGGACUGGGCCUCGGACUGGAUAACUGUGAUAAAAAAGACCUCCCCAUUUCCUGUAGGCAGCGCUGUUACGAGCCAUACGACAACGAGUACACUGGGUGCCGCUGUGACGUACUGUGUGUCCAUAGCAACAGCUGCUGCUAUGACUUCCAGGACACCUGCCUCCAGCCAACUGAGCAGUGGGAGUGCACUAAACUGCGAUGUGGAGAGAAGAGGUUGUCAAACAGUAAGUGUCACUGCUCGGACGACUGCUUGGGUUCUGGGGACUGCUGCACCAACUUCAAAAGUGUUUGCCAAGGUGAAACUCAGUGGGUAGAUGACACCUGUGAUGAAAUAGCAGCUCCUAAAUGCCCAGCAGGUUUUUCAAGGCAACCACUGCUCCUCAUAUCAUUGGAUGGGUUUCGUGCAGAGUAUCUCUCAACCUGGAGUCAGCUCAUCCCCGUACUUGACAAACUAAAAAACUGUGGCACUCAUGCUCCUUAUAUGCAAGCUGUGUUCCCCAGCCUCACCUUCCCCAACCAUUACACCAUUGCCACGGGACUGUUUUCCGAAUCUCAUGGGCUCGUGGACAACAGCAUGUAUGACCCUGUAUUCAAUGCAUCAUUCAGUCUGUCAAACAGUGAGAAGUCCAACCCCCGCUGGUACCAGGGUCAGCCUAUCUGGCUCACGGCAAUGUACCAGGGACUGAAAUCCGGGACCUUCUUCUGGCCUGGUUCUGAUGUCAAAGUCAAUGGGAGCUUUCCAGACAUAUAUAUGGAUUACAACGGGAAAACACCAUUUGAAGAGAGAGUAUUCACUGUUCUGAGGUGGCUCAGAUUGCCAGACAAAGAGAGGCCAGACUUCUUCACUUUGUACUUGGAGGAGCCAGAUAAAUCUGGACAUAAUGAUGGGCCGGUCAGUGGUAGGGUUAUCUUGGCCAUCCAGGAAGUGGACAGGAUCAUUGGUCAGCUGAUGAAUGGAUUGAAACAGAUGGGCCUUCACCAGUGCAUCAACAUUAUCAUUGUUGCUGAUCAUGGAAUGGAGGACACCAGCUGCGACAGGGUGGAGUAUCUCCAGAACAUGAUUGGUGACGUCAGAGACCUGUAUGUGUAUCAGGGGGCAUUUGGAAGAAUCCGGUCGAUUGAUACGCAUCUUCAGUUGGAUUCAGCCAGCCUUGUGGCCAACAUGACCUGCACUAAACCAGAUCAGCAAAUUAAGCCCUACCUUAAACCUCACCUGCCCAAAAGGUUCCACUACGCUGCGAACAGACGUAUAGAAGAUGUCAACGUUUUGGUCAAUGCAAAAUGGCUGUUUGCAAGGUACAAAGGCUCACUUUCAUACUGUGCUGGUGGUACCCAUGGUUACGACAAUGACAUUGAAAGUAUGCAGGCCAUGUUUUUAAGCUUUGGGCCCAAGUUUCUGUAUAAAACACAGGUUGAUCCAUUCUCAAACAUAGAGCUCUACAAUCUCAUGUGCGAUGUUCUGGAGAUCACUCCAGCCCCAAACAAUGGUAGCCAUGGCAGCCUGAACCACCUCCUAAGGAGGCCCUGGCACAUGCCCUCCUUCCCUGUGGAGAAGACGCCCCCUGGGCACUGCCCGCUUAUAACCCUUGUCCUCGUGGACCAGCUGGGUUGCUCCUGCCCUGACCAGAUUGAAUCCACUCUCAAUAACAGGCUGAAUUUGACAAGCAGUGAAGUGUUGACAUCUGAGAAAAAGCACAUGCUGUUUGGACGACCCAGAAUGUUACGCCCUGGUGAAAACUACUGUCUGCUGUAUCAGCAUGGCUUCAUCAGUGCCUACAGCAAGAGCUCCCUGAUGCCUGCAUGGAAUUCAUACACUGUGGAUAAACCUGACAGCCUGACCCCCCUGCCCGAGGUCAUCCCGACCUGCUUGCGGGCCGAUGUCCGUAUCCCGGGCGACAGCAGCCCCCGUUGUGACCAGUAUGCCCAGGCAGGGAACCUCACUCGUGCCUUCCUCUACCCACCCAAUCUCAACAUAACUGCCAUCGAACAGUACGACGGACUGCUGAUCAGCAAUGUUGUUCCCAUGUACCCGCAGUUCAAGAGAAUCUGGGACUACUUCCACACUGUGCUCUUGAUGAAGUAUGCCUGGCAGUACAAUGGUAUCAACGUGGUGUCAGGCCCUGUUUUUGAUUACAACUAUGAUGGAAACUUUGACAGCCCAGAUCAGAUUGAACAGUUUGUUGCUGGUACACGUAUUCCAGUCCCUACACAUUAUUUUGUGGUGCUCAGCAGCUGUAAGAACACAUCCAUUCCAGUAGGGGGCUGCAAAGAGGAGAUGCAGACAGUCUCCUUCCUGCUGCCACACAGACCAACCAACUCAGAGGUUUGCAAUAGUCAAGAGGCAGAGUCGCAGUGGGUGGAAGACCUGGUGUGGUUCCACCAGUGCAGAGUAAGAGAUGUGGAGCUGCUCACAGGCUUGGAUUUCUACCAGGAUAGCAACCGGACGAUCUCAGAGCUCCUCCAGCUCAAGGCCAGGCCCACUGCUGCCAUCCACAGGAAGAACUGAGUAGUGCGAAGAGGGGAUCAUGGGUCAUGACCAGCUGAAAUGGUCAAAUCCAUUUCAAAAGUCAAUUCAGGAAUCGUUUGGAAAUACAGUUCAUAAAAUGAAAAAUGCUGAUUGAUCACAUUUCUUCUCAUAGAUUGAACUGAAAACUGAAUUGACCCAAACUCACACAGCCAAAUGGACAGAUCCUAUAAUAUGAUUUUGCAAGAACAGGUUUUUCUGUACUUUUGACAUGACCUCAACUGCCAAUAUCAAGAGGGUGAUUCUUCCUUCUUGAGAGACCUCAUUUAACUGAGCUGCAGAAGCUCAAUAAACUGUUUACACUCCAAGGUUCUUACUAUGAGCUUGAUUGUUUUAUUAAUAGAUCAUUGACUACCUAAUCAGACAUUGCCUUCAAAUAUACACUUGUCAUAGCUUUUAGUCCAUAUCCACCUGCCCAUUUGUGCCAUGCAGUCGUAAAAACAACUUUGCACAGCAUUUCUUGAUCAUGUCUAUGCUCUAGGUGUUUGUUAAACACUUAUAGCCUAGUCCUCCUGGAAUACACAUCCAGUGAUCUCACCACAUCAGAGGUAGAGAAUUCCAUCAGCUUCAGUCUUUGCUCAUGCAUUAUCAGGACUGCAUUAAGUUAUCAUUGUGGCAUCAUAUGGUAAUGUCUAGUGUAUUGUGAGCAUCCUAGCAUCCAGUUUUUGACCAUUGACCCCCCGAUAUGUUGACAAAAGCUCUCAAUGGAGCGCAAAAACUGAGUAUUUAUACAAAGAAAAAAAAAUUGAGAACAGUAAACAGUAAAUUUAAACUUUAUUUUAA